AAAAAAAGAAUAUAUGAAACAUUAUGCUGGGACUCUAUAAAGCCAUGGACAUUAUAUCAUGAUUAUAUGUUUAAGUAGCUGAAAGUCAUUUGUAGUCUUAAUAUGCAUGGAUGAUAUAAUAAAGGACAUGAUGAACAUGGGCCUUAAACCAAAAUAAUAAUAAUAAUAAUUGUGAGAUCCGAGAACCAGGAGAGACUCACCCAAAUUUGUCUAAACUCAUGGAAGAGGCAAAUGGGCACAAGAGGCUCUUGCUGAUACCAAGGCUCCUGAUCCUCAGGCAAAGGAGUGAAGUCUGCUCUGGGUCCCUUUGUGGUCACCGAAACUAUUGACUGAAAGAAAACUGCACAAUGUGAAAUCUGAGUUAAGUUUUAUUUGGGGAAAUUAUUGAAGACUAUAGCCCAGAAGACAGCCUCUCAGAUAGCUCUGAGGAACUGCUCUGAAGAGGUAAGGGAGGAGCCAGGAUAUAUAUAAACUUUUUGCUGGUAAAACAUGUAGUCAAGCAUCAAAAGAUUACUGCUAAUCACAAAGAAGAGAAAUCUCACCGAUUUUAGUGCUUUUCUCUGUAUGGGAAGAUGCAACAAUCUGGGGUCAUUUGAAACUUUCCCUUAGAUAUGCAUCUUAACUGUCUAAGGGCCAAUAUAUCCAAAGCCCAGAAUGUUUCCUGUCUUUCUUCAUCCUGAAUUCCUCAGAGUACACUGUCUGUGGGCAACUACAAUGGCUAAUAGCUUGAUCAUUGUAGAACUGGAAUGGCAGGCAACACUUUUUUCUUUACACAAGAGAUGAAGAAUGAGCAGAGCUGGGUCCCAGGAAAACCAAAGCCAACAGAGCAAACCAAGUACAUUACCAAGUACAUUACGUGAUUCUUCAACCAUUUCUUUUUCAUCUCAUAGGAAGCUUGGAUGUUUCUUUCCACCAAACCCCUUCUAAAUCCCUCACAUAAACAAUAUUUUUCAAAAUUCAGUUGAGUAAGGAAAGAUCUACUGAGAAAUAUGACCCCGCUUCCUGAGACUUUAAGCCAGUAUUUAGCCAGAGAUUGAAAAAGUAGGAGGAACAGUACCCAAGUAAUGAGGGGAGGAGAAACCAUUUCUCCAAGGCCUUUUCUGUCUCUACAUGGCUGAGUUCAGACUAGGGAAGACAGGGGGGAAUGAACUAUGAAGCUGCUAUGUAUUAAAUAGCAAAGAGAAAAGUCAGGAUUGUGGGUACAAGUCAUUCAUAUUUAUACAAUAAACUAUAGGCUAUUCUUUUUUGUUUCUUUGUUUGGGGACUAUGGGUAUCAUAGAAUGGGGGCAAAGAAAUGGGAAGGAAAAACCGAAGAAGUGGUUGUGGCUGGGUUGUUGGAACACUUCUCAAAUUGCGUAAGUGAAAAGGUUUGAAAAACUUUACUCUGUGCUAACCUUUAAAUCUUGGCUCCCUCACAGCUCCUGGAAGAGAUCAAUCAGGUUAGUUUUCCCUUUUCUCUGUUCCUCCUGGUCUCUGGGCAUUGGUCCUCCCAGCCAGCACUGCCUGUACCCAUAAAUGAGGCCCGUGGUGAUGUGCCAACAUCAGUGGUAUUGCUACUCCGAGGUCACACCUGUUGCAUUAGUGGGAGUAACUCCAAAAGCUUUUCUUCUCCUCAAUCCUCCAUGGUCUACAAACUUCAAAAAUGACAGAGUGACUCUUACAUGCAGAGAUUCCCUUUCUCCAGCCCAAGGAGACAUAUCUUGGUAUCAUAAUGAUCAUUUGUUGGAUAAUAAAUCUGAAGAGAUCCAAAUACACAAGACUGGAUAUUACAAAUGCAAGACUCGAAGAUCUUCUCCCAGUGACCCCGUACAUAUGGAUUUUUUAUCUGACAGACUGAUCAUCCAGGCUCCACACCCUGUCUUUGAAGGAGAUGAUGUUGUUCUGAGAUGCCAGGGGAAAGAAGCAACAAGUGAAACAGUUUUAUACAAAAAUAAAAAAGAAAUUAGGAAGAGUUAUAUAUCAAACUUCACACUAAAUUCAGUCUCCAGGGACAAUGGCAAAUAUCAUUGUACUGCUUCUAGGAAAAGCUUUUGGGGAAUGAAGAGAGACAUUUCAAAACCUCUAACAAUUCAAGUUCAAGAGCUGUUUCCCCCUCCUGUGCUGACAGCCAGACCCUCCCAGCCCAUAGAGGGGAGACCGGUGACUCUGAAAUGUGAGACUUGGCUCCCUCCACAGCGGUCAUACAUUCAGCUUCAAUUCUGCUUCUUCAGAGAAGAGCAGGCCUUGGGAUCAGGCUGGAGCAGCUCCCCAGAGCUCAAUUUACCUACCAUGUGGAGUGAAGACUCAGGGUCUUACUGGUGCCAGGCAGAGACAGUGACUCACCAUGUCAGGAAAAGAAGCUUGAGAUCCCAGAUACAUGUGCAGAGAGUCCCUGUGUCUGAUGUAAAUCUAGAGAUCCGGCCCCCCGAGGGGCAGCUGAUUGAAGGAGAAAAUCUGCUCCUUAUCUGCUCAGUAGCCAAGGGUACAGGGACUGUCACAUUCUCCUGGCACAGAGAGGGCACAGUGAGAAGUUUGGGAACAAAGACCCAGCGUUCCUUGUCGGCAGAGCUGCAGAUACUCACUGUGAAGGAGCAUGAUGCUGGGAGAUACUACUGUGCAGCUGACAACAUUCACGGUCCCAUCCUCAGUAAACUGAUUAGAGUCACACUGAGAAUUCCAGUGUCUCGCCCUGUCCUCACUCUCAGGGCUCCUGGGGCCCAGGUUGUGGUGGGGGACAUGAUGGAGCUUCACUGUGAGGCCCGGAGAGGCUCUCCCCCGAUCCUGUACCGAUUUUAUCAUGAUGGUGUCAGCCUGGGGAGCAGCUCAGUUCCCUCUGGAAGAGCAUUCUUCAAAUUCUCUCUGACUGCAGAACAUUCUGGAAACUACUCCUGUGAGGCUGACAAUGGCCUGGGGGUCCAGCUCAGUGACAGAGUGACUCUCAGUGUCACAGUUCCAGUGUCUCAUCCUAUCUUCACCUUCCACCCUGCUGGGGCCCAGGCUAUGGUGGGAGAUGUGUUAGAGCUUCGCUGUGAGGCCCAAAGAGGCUCUCCCCCGAUCCUGUACUGGUUUUAUCACAAGAAUGUCACCCUGGGGAGCAUCUCGGACCCCUUUGGAGGAGGAGCAUCCUUCAACCUCACUCUGAUGGCAGAGCAUUCUGGGAACUUCUUUUGUGGGGCUGACAAUGGCCUGGGGGUCCAGCGCAGUGAGAUGGUGACACUCAGCGUCACAGGGCCUUCCAGUAACAAAAUAACGCUUAUCACCGAGGGGGUCACUGCAGGACUGCUAAGCAUCCUUGGCCUUGCUGCUACUGCUGCUCUGGUGUGUUACUUCAGGACCCAAAGGAAUUCAGGAGGACUUUCCACCACUGGAACACCUAGUUACAGUCCCAAGGAGUUUAAGGAACCUUCUAGAACCUCCCACACAGACCCCCAAGAACCCACUUACUCUGAACCACCAGACCCAAUGGAACAGCAGCCAGUGUACAGCAAUGUGGAUCUUGGUGAGAGCAACCUGGUUUAUUCCCAGAUCUGCAGCAUCCAAGAUACAAAAGAAAAUUCAGCAAAUUCACCAAAGAAACACUGGGAGGACAAGGAGCCUGCAAUCAUCUAUUCAGAGUUGAAGAAGGCACAUCUAGAUGAUUCUGCAGGGCUGGCCAUCAAUCAAGACAGGGACCUUGAAGAUGCUGCAGAAAACUAUGAGAAUGUCCCAUGUGCACUGUCAGCCAUAGACCACUAGCUCUGUACCCAUAGUGGCUCACAGAGACCCUGAGAAGCAGCCUGUGUCAUUAUCUCUGUUAUCUCCAGCCAUGCUACCUCUUUCCCUCCAGGGCUCAGCAUCCCAAGAGGCUGGGCUAUAGGGGACAUCAGGCUGGGUGAAAGCUCUGCCAACUUCCUCUGUGCCUGAGUCUGUGUAUUAUCUAGGAACAUAGUGAUCAGCAUUUGAGUAAAUUCUGCAUUCAUUUCACAGUAGAGACACAUGUGAAGGCAGGGCAGUUGGGCCUUCAGCUUCCGGGCCUGUUGAUGAGAAAGGAGAAAUGGUCUAGCCAGGAUCAUGAGGAUGCAAUCGUGACCGGUUAAUCUAAGUGGGAUCAAAAUCUUUUUAUGGACUAUCUCUACAUAAACAGUUUGUUCUAAACAUCUUGUUUCCACUUUUGUGGGAUUGAUAGUGGCAUGGCUGAUGUUCUGUUGUACAUGCUUUGUUCCAGCUACCAAAUUGGAAACAACCAAAAAGCUUUGUUCUAUCCACAUAUAUACUAUUUCUUCAUGAACUAUACAUCAGUAUUAAGAUUUUUUAAAAUAACACAUUCUAUUUAAUGGGAGAGAGCUUCCAAAUUGUCUGAUUAGAUAGGAUAAUGGACUGAAUUGUAUUCUCUCAAAAUUCAAUGUGACUAUACUUGGAGAUAGGACCUUUAAGGAGAUAAUUAUGGUUAAAUGAGGUCAUAAGGGUGGCCCCCAGUUGAAUUGGACUGGUGUCUUUCUAAGAAGAAGAGGAGACACCAGAGCCCUCUCUAUCUUUCUUCAUGCACACAGAAGAAAGGCCAUGUGAAGACACAGCAAGACAGAUAUCUGCAAAGCCUGAAGGUGGCAGGAAGAGAGGUCUUGCCAGAAACCAACUCUGCCAGCACCUUGAUCUUGGUGCUUUUCUCACUUCUAGAACUGUGAGAAAAUAGAUAUCUGAUGUUUAAGCCACCUAGUCUGUGGUAUUUUGUUAUGGCAGCCAGAGCAGACUAACACAAAUUUAUACAUAGAUACAUAGAUGACAAAUGAUUGAUGACGAUGAUGAUGAUGAUAGAUAGAUAGAUAAAGAUAGAUGCAGGUAUAUGACACACACACACAUACACACCCCAGCCCACACAGAAUUUGUAGUCUUCAAGAUACUUCAUCUCUCAUAAGAUCAAACAUUCCUCCUAUAAGUUGCAGCUCAGUUUUACUGUUUAAUUAUUCAACAUCCACUAUUUGAUGGCUACAGAAGCAUCAACAUCAAUCUUGGAAGGUCAGUAGAGCCAAUGAUUUACAUGACUCAGAUGGUAAAGCUUAGUGUCACUCAGGAGCCCUCAUGACCUGAGCUGGCAGUGGGUGUAGAGAUGCAAGGCAAUUAGUAGGCUCAAAGGAAGACAUCCCCUUCCAUUGCUCAGUGACUCCUAAUCAAUUCCUCAAUUGACUGACAGAUAUUGGGUGUCUACCAAUGAAGAAAAAACAUUUUUUUAAGUAUGCCAGCAAAAAUGUCAGAAGCAGUUUUAUUCAUAAGUUCUGCUGAGGCAGAAAAGGAAUAAUUGAAAUUGUUAGCCUCUAUCACCUAGUGUUACACUGAACUUUUUUAGCUUUGAAAACAAUAGACCUUAAGGAAAGAAGCUAGAAGUUCACUGAGAACUGAUGCACCUCAACUGAUACAAUUUAUGGACAUCAUUGAUUUUACACCAGCCAUUGUUGAUAACGUUAAGUAAAUAAUGAAAUGAUGCUUUGCAAACCUUGAAAACACCUCAAGCAUAAAAGUAUUGUGUAUUUCAAAUUUUAUGUUUUUCCCCUUGGGUGUCAGAAGCUUAGACAUCAGGAAGUAUAACAUAUAUCAAAAUGCAAUCUGAUUUGAGGCUUUUAGCCUUGACUAAUGUAUUCAACUAACAAGAUCAUUUGCCAAGGGAAAAAAUGAUUGCCUUCUUAAAGAGGAAAUACAUAUUUUUAUUAUGAAAGAGGGACUUACCAUUCUAGUUUCCAUAUUAGUAGGUACAAUAUGCAAUCCAUGAUAUAUGCCUGGCCUUUAGAGGGAGAAAGGAAUCCAGGUGUAGUCUGUGUCUGUCCUUAAAUUUUGCUCCAAAUGCCUCCCCACCUUGAGCUCCAGAACGAAUAAGGUAUACAGGAGAAGGGGAACAUGACAGUAGAUCCAGCUGUGGGAAACCCAUCUAAAAGAGUUGUGACAAAAGGCAGGUUUUCUCUCUUGACUUAAGAGAGAAAAAAAUCCUUAAGGGAGAAAGACAGGAUUGAGGUAGCUUCCCAUGGACAGUGAGAGCCACUCUCCAGGAGUGCAUGCAAGAGGUGCAAGCAGCACCAAGGACAGCAACCUAUAAGACGGACAGAAUCAGGAAAUGCCAGCAAGAAAUGGGGACACCAGAGGGGCUGUACAGCCUACAGAAUAGUUCCGAGUGUAUGGAGGACCUCCCUCCCAGAACCCCUUAUGCAGAUCUUCAAACUAAGGGCAAAUAGUAGUACCUGUAAGCAGUCAGGGAGAGUCGAAGGAAUAUUUGAGAGAAGAUUCAUGAGGCAAUUAUUUUCCCAACUAGUCAGGAAGGUAACAGUUGAGGCAUUAAGAUGCAAGACAUUACUAUAAUUUCUUUCUUUAUAUUUAUUUUAAUUUUUUACAAAUAAUUGAAUAAUUUAUGCAGAGUAAACUGCAUGGAUUUAAAGUGUACAAUUUGAUGAAUUUUGACAAAUAUAUGCAUCCAUGAAGACACUACCACAAUCAAGAUCCCAAAUAUCUCCGUCACCCCCCAAAGUUUCCUUAUCCUGUACAUAAUACUUCUUUCCCUCCACCUUUAUCUUAUGCAGUCAUUGAUAUGCUUUCUGUCACUGUAGAUUACAAUGUAUGCUGUAAGAUUUUAUAUAAAUAGAACCAUAGAGUAUAUACUCUUUUGUGCCUGGCUUCCUUCACCAAGCAGAAAGAUUUUGAGAUUCAUUCACAUUGCUUCAUGAAUCCAUAGUAUAUAUAUAUUUUUUAUUGCUGAGUAAAUAUUCCAUUAUAUGUAUAUACCACUUUUGUUAUCAAUUUACCUGUUAAUGGACAUUUGGAUUGUUUCAUUUGUCAUUAUUAAAAAUAAAGCUGCUAUGAAAAUUCAUGUACAA
Messenger RNA from Orcinus orca (killer whale), 6812 nucleotides. RefSeq names its product Fc receptor like 3 (gene FCRL3). Gene Ontology annotation, molecular function: transmembrane signaling receptor activity. Gene Ontology annotation, biological process: cell surface receptor signaling pathway. Bases 1516 to 3714 code for a protein of 732 amino acids. The transcript has 13 exons. NCBI's taxonomy places the organism in Eukaryota, Metazoa, Chordata, Mammalia, Artiodactyla, Delphinidae. The record is from RefSeq and is a predicted model, not a curated record.